UAACCCAUUUCGCUCACAAAAGUUAGGGUUCAAGUGCGAGAAGAGCUAGACAAAGUGAAGCGACGAAGAACAGCUAAAACCCAGAACACAGACUCGUCUUCUUCUUCAAACAACAUCAUCAUCAAUGGCUGACGAUGAUAAUGAUAUGGGUGAUAUGGGAUACGAGGAUGAGCCAGUUGAGGAUAUUAUGGAAGGAGAAGAAGAGGAGGUUGAGAAUAACAAUGAGGACGAGGCUGCUGAGCAAGUGGUGUUAGAAGGUGAAGAGAAAGAGGAAGCUGAACCAGUUAAAAAAGAUAGAAAGACGUCUAAGUUUAUGACUAAGUAUGAACGAGCAAGAAUUCUUGGUACCCGCGCUCUGCAGAUUAGCAUGAAUGCACCAGUGAUGGUUGAGCUGGAGGGAGAGACUGACCCCCUUGAGAUUGCCAUGAAGGAACUCCGGGCACGCAAGAUACCUUUCACCAUCCGUCGCUACUUGCCUGAUGGAAGUUAUGAAGAUUGGGGAGUUGAUGAGCUGAUCGUCGAAGACUCUUGGAAGAGACAAGUUGGUGGUGAAUGAUCAUUCGAUCAGUCUGUGGCUCUCCCUGUCACACUGGCAGCAAUAUGUUUGGUUCUCUUGGUCUGUUUGUCUCUAGAAGACUUUGUCCUUUAAACUUGUGGUUCUUUUGCUACCACAUCCUAUGUUUCUGCUGGUAGGAUCAGUUGCUAAUGAACUUCAUGUGUCUGUAUAAAGCUAUAAACUCAGUACUGUGGCAUGGUAAUCUACUGUCGGGUGACACUGUUGGUUUGUAACUCUAGGAAAUCCUGUCAACAUACACAGACUACCCUUGCUGUUUGUUUCUUAUUACCCUAACUGUUGCUUGUUUGUUUGC
Molecule: messenger RNA, 869 nt
Organism: Papaver somniferum (opium poppy)
Lineage: Eukaryota; Viridiplantae; Streptophyta; Magnoliopsida; Ranunculales; Papaveraceae
Product: DNA-directed RNA polymerases II, IV and V subunit 6A-like
Exons: 6
Coding region: 125-556 (143 amino acids)
Biological process (GO): DNA-templated transcription
Cellular component (GO): RNA polymerase III complex; RNA polymerase I complex; nucleus
Molecular function (GO): DNA-directed RNA polymerase activity; DNA binding
Source: RefSeq, a predicted model, not a curated record